Messenger RNA from Emiliania huxleyi CCMP1516, 306 nucleotides. RefSeq lists its product as hypothetical. NCBI's taxonomy places the organism in Eukaryota, Haptophyta, Isochrysidales, Noelaerhabdaceae. Gene Ontology annotation, molecular function: protein binding. The record is from RefSeq and is a predicted model, not a curated record. The transcript is spliced from 2 exons. The annotation marks the transcript as partial.
AUGCGCAGCGGCCGCCGCAAGGCCGCCAAGGACGUCAAGCAGGAGGAGGAGGAGGAGCCGCCGCCGACGGCGGGAGGCGGUGGGCGCGAGCGGGAUCGCGGCCGGAAGCGGGCGCGCGAGGCGGAGGAGUCCUCCCCUCCGGUCAUCUGCCCGAUCGCGCUGGUGGCGGGGCACCCGAGCGCGGGCGCGGGCUUCAACGACGGCCACCCCACCGCCGCGCAGUUCCGCGGGCCGAUGGGCAUCGCUCUCGCGCCUUCGGGCCACCUGCUCGUGUGCGACUCGGACAACCGUCGGCUGCGGCGGCUG